This is a messenger RNA of Fulmarus glacialis (Northern fulmar), 1722 nucleotides long. RefSeq names its product complement component 6 (gene C6). Gene Ontology annotation, biological process: immune response. Gene Ontology annotation, molecular function: protein binding. The annotation marks the transcript as partial. Lineage: Eukaryota; Metazoa; Chordata; Aves; Procellariiformes; Procellariidae. The transcript has 10 exons. Gene Ontology annotation, cellular component: membrane attack complex. The record is from RefSeq and is a predicted model, not a curated record.
AUGGAGACCUUCACUGCGGACAAGACUAUGUUAAUGCACCUGAUCCUGCUGACCCUGGUGAUUGGGAGCAGCUGGGGGUGCUACUGUGAACGUUACCCAUGGGGGUCGUGGUCUGCCUGUUCACAAACCUGCAAUUAUGGCACACAGACCAGGCACAGGCAAAUAAGAAUGGAUGAAUAUUAUAGCCAAAACUUCUGUGACCGGCUGUGCACAAAGCAGGAAUCUCGUGCAUGUAACCAGCAAACAUGUCCUAUCAACUGUCGGCUUGGAGACUUUGGCCCUUGGUCAGAAUGUGACCCAUGCGUUAAAAAACAAUUUCGUGUCCGGACACUCCUGGGACCAUCCCAGUUUGGGGGUCAGGCCUGUACUGAGCCGCUGGUGGAUUCCCGCCCAUGCUUCCCAUCUAAGCUCUGCAACAUAGUGGAAGUUGGUUGCAAGAAUAAAUUUCAAUGUGAAAGCGGUCGCUGUAUUGCAAAAAAAUUGGAAUGUAAUGGAGAAAAUGACUGUGGGGACAACUCUGAUGAAAGAAAUUGUGGGAGGAAAAAGACCGUGUGUAACAGAAAGUAUGAGAGCAUCCCAGGUGUGCAGUUAAUAGGCAGUGGAUUUCACAUUCUGGCAGGAGAGAGCCGAGGGGAAGUCCUUGGCAACUCAUUCAAUGGAGGACAAUGCACAACAGUGAAGCGCAAUGAGACAAGGAAAUCGUAUCGUGUUCCUGCGAACCUGGAGGCUGUCAGCUUUCAGGUAAUAGAUGAAGAGGAUGAUGUAACAUCAGAUUUCUAUAAUGAUUUAACUAGCCUGAGUGAUAGUGUUCAUGGAAGUAGUUCAUCCAUUCAUGGUGCCCGAAGAUCUUCUGGUAUAACAUUUUUAUUUUCAAGAAAGACACGGGUUAAAGUCACAUCAUCUUCCUCCUUCAAGAAAGCCAUUGAAGCCUCAUAUGAAAAGAAUUCCAAUUUUAUUAGAGUCCAUAAAGUAAUUUCUGUUGCAAACUUCACAAUGAAACAGUCAGAUCUGCAGCUCUCGGACGUCUUUCUAAAAGCACUUAACCACCUGCCCCUGGAGUACAACUACGCCUUAUACAGUAGAAUAUUUGAUGACUUUGGCACUCAUUAUUACACAUCUGGGAAGAUGGGUGGUUCCUAUGACAUUCUUUACCAGUACAGCUCCGAGGAACUGAAGAAUUCAGGCCUGGCAGUGGAUGAAUCAAAGGAGUGUGUCCAAACAGAAACAACAAGGCGUGUGUUGUUCCGGAAGAAAAAGAAAGUCAGUACCAGAUGCACUACAAACAGGAUGACUGUGAAACAUGAAGGUUCCAUUUUGGAAUCAGCUGAAAGGUCAGUCUCCAUGGUAAAAGGCGGCAGGUCAGAGUAUGCAGCAGCUCUGGCCUGGGAGAAAAAGGGGGUUUUUCCAGGACAUACAGUCUUCACCAACUGGCUGGAAUCAACAAAGGACAAUCCAGUGGUGAUUGACUUUGAGGUGUCACCCAUCGUGGAUUUGGUGAAGAAUGUGCCAUGUGCUGUGACCAAACGCCGCAACCUGUGGAGAGCCCUGAGAGAAUACGCGGGCAGGUUUGACCCUUGCCAGUGUGCCCCGUGCCCCAACAACGGCAGGCCUGUGCUUUCUGGGACAGAGUGCCUCUGCCUGUGCCAGGCUGGCACCUAUGGCAAAAACUGCGAGACGCAAGCUCCAGGUUACAAAUCAGGUAUUUGGGGUGAUAUUGUCAUG